CAUGGCCCGGUGCUAGGGAAUCGCCUCUUCCGUGCGCGCGCUCGCCCCUCCCCCCCUUUUUUUCGCCCUCACGCCCAGAGAUUCCCUCCGGUGCCCGUUUCCCAUGCAGGAGGCCGAGGAGAGCCCGGCGGUGGCGGUACCCUCGGAGUCCGAGUCUUCCUCCGUCGUUGCCGCCACCCCUGCUGGCGUCGCCGCGGAGGAGGGUCGGGACGAGGCCCCGGAGGCCGAGCAGCUGGACGGGCCCUCUCCGGAGGAGCCUAAAGGAAAGUCCGAGGCGGCGGCCGAGGAGGAGGAGGAGGAGGAGGAGAAGGGAGGUUCUGAGGCGGGAGGUUCUGAGGCGGGAGACGAGCCGUCGCCUUCGCCUCCCGUAGAGGCGGCAUCGUCGCCGCCGCCGCCGCCGCCAACACCUCCGGAGGAGGAGGAAGCCGCUGAGGAGCCGCCGGCCCGCGAGAAGACGCCGAGCCCCAGCUUGGAGGUAACAGAAGAGAAGGAGGAGGAGGAGGAGAAAAAGGAAGAAGAGGAGGAGGAAGAGAAGGCCUCCGAGCAGCCAGAAAAAGGAAACGAGGAGAAGGCGGUGGAGGAAGAAGAAGAAGACGAGGGCAUCUCCUUCAGCGACCCCGAAGGCUUCGAGGACGACAUCGACGAGGAAGAAUUACUUGGAGAUAUUCUGCAAGAGCGUCCUCAGGAGGCAGAUGGAAUAGAUUCAGUAAUCGUUGUGGAUAAUGUGCCCCAGGUUGGACCAGACCGUCUUGAGAAACUAAAGAAUGUUAUCCAUAAGAUUUUCUCAAAAUUUGGGAAAAUUACCAAUGAAUAUUAUCCAGAGGCCGAUGGGCAGACUAAAGGGUAUAUUUUUCUGGAAUACAUGUCUCCAACCCAUGCUUUGGAUGCAGUGAAAAAUGCAGAUGGCUACAAGCUGGACAAGCAGCACACCUUCAGGGUCAACCUUUUCACUGACUUUGACAAAUACAUGAACAUCAGUGAUGACUGGGAAAUUCCGGAGAAGCAGCCAUUCAAUGACCUUGGAAAUUUGCGCUACUGGCUGGAGGACCCAGAUUGUAGAGAUCAGUACAGUGUGAUCUUUGAAUCGGGAGACAGGACCACUAUUUACUGGAAUGACGUCAAGGAGCCUGUCGCAAUAGAAGAAAGAGCUCGAUGGACAGAAACCUAUGUACGCUGGUCUCCAAAGGGUACCUACCUGGCUACAUUCCAUCAGAGGGGCAUUGCUCUGUGGGGUGGAGAGAAGUUCAAGCGGAUUCAGAGGUUCAGCCAUCAAGGGGUCCAGCUCAUCGACUUCUCACCUUGUGAAAGAUACCUGGUGACCUUCAGUCCUCUAAUGGAUACACAGGACGAUCCUCAAGCCAUCAUUAUAUGGGAUAUCCUUACUGGACAGAAGAAGCGAGGAUUCCACUGUGAAAGCUCAGCCCACUGGCCAAUUUUUAAGUGGAGUCACGAUGGAAAAUUCUUUGCUCGAAUGACAACUGACACCCUUAGCAUCUACGAAACACCUUCAAUGGGCCUGUUGGACAAGAAGAGUUUGAAAAUCGCAGGAAUCAAAGACUUUUCCUGGUCUCCAGGUGGCAACAUCAUAGCUUUUUGGGUGCCUGAAGACAAGGAUAUUCCAGCAAGGGUGACGUUGAUGCAGCUGCCAGCCAGGCAGGAAAUCAGAGUGCGAAACCUGUUCAACGUGGUAGACUGCAAGCUACACUGGCAGAAGAAUGGGGAUUAUCUUUGUGUGAAAGUAGACAGGACCCCCAAGGGUACACAGGGUGUAGUGACCAACUUUGAAAUAUUCCGCAUGAGAGAAAAGCAAGUUCCAGUUGAUGUGGUAGAAAUGAAAGAAAGUAUCAUAGCCUUUGCUUGGGAGCCAAACGGAAAUAAAUUUGCUGUGCUGCAUGGAGAGACGCCACGAAUAUCUUGCUCUUUCUACCAUGUGAAGAACAAUGGGAAGAUAGAGCUCAUCAAAAUCUUUGAUAAGCAACAAGCAAAUACGAUAUUCUGGAGUCCUCAAGGACAGUUUGUGGUGUUGGCUGGUCUCAGGAGCAUGAAUGGUGCCUUAGCAUUUGUCGAUACAUCUGACUGUACCAUGAUGAACAUUGCUGAGCAUUAUACAGCAUCGGAUGUGGAAUGGGAUCCCACCGGCCGAUACAUUGUGACUUCAGUGUCUUGGUGGAGUCACAAGGUGGACAAUGCCUUCUGGCUGUGGACUUUCCAAGGUCGUCUCCUCCAGAAGAAUAACAAAGACAGAUUCUGCCAGUUGCUUUGGAGACCUCGGCCUCCUACUUUGCUCACCCAGGAUCAAAUAAAGCAAAUCAAGAAAGACCUGAAAAGAUAUUCCAAAAUUUUUGAACAGAAAGAUCGCUUGAGCCAAUCCAAAGCGUCAAAGGAACUGAUUGACAGAAGACGGACAAUGAUGGAGGAGUUCAGGAAAUACCGCAAGAUGGCACAGGAGCUAUACCUGGAGCAAAGGAAUGAACGACUGGAACUACGAGGAGGCGUGGAUACAGAUGAGCUAGACAGCAAUGUGGAAGACUGGGAGGAGGAGACGGUUGAAUUUUUUAUCAAUGAAGAAAUUAUCACUGUUGCAGAGUCAGAGUAGUCCAACAGCUGUGCCCACCACAUCUUGUAACGAGAAAGGAUUCAUCUGUUUUUCAGAAGGUCUUUCUACAUCUUUGAUGUUUUUAAAAUCCAUAUUCUCUCUCUGGACAGUGAAUGCACAGAAUUCGUUCAUUCUGACACACUGUAGUGCCUUUUUUGCCCUCACCGCCUACAGUGAGGUCUUUUGAAAGGCGCUGCUUUUAAAUUUUUAUUCCAUUAUUGAAGGAAGGUUAAGUUUAAUUUUUUGGAAAUCUGUCACCGGUAUUUGCAGCUUGAUGCACCAGCUGUGGUUCCCCUGUUGGGGCAACUUUCAACUGCUGCCAGUCCAAGGGCAACCUUGGUGUGCUCGCUGUAAACUUGUGAUGCUUCUGUUUGCUGAGGACUCAUCUUGUGUCCCAUGCUCACAGACAGGUGUGAGUUUUGUAUGGGGAAAGAUCAACAAGAAAGCAGUCCUCCACACCGCGUGCUUUAGUGUGCUGAAAGAGCACUACAGUGGGCUUUAUCCUCCUCCAUUCAGAUUGUGACAGGAUCUCUCCAGGAGUUGAACAUGGAAAUAAAGCGGACCUAUAUGCUUAACAAAAGAA
Messenger RNA from Eublepharis macularius, 3179 nucleotides. It is a transcript of the gene EIF3B, whose product is annotated as eukaryotic translation initiation factor 3 subunit B. The coding region runs from base 104 to 2596 and encodes 830 amino acids. Gene Ontology annotation, cellular component: eukaryotic translation initiation factor 3 complex. Gene Ontology annotation, molecular function: translation initiation factor activity; RNA binding; translation initiation factor binding. NCBI's taxonomy places the organism in Eukaryota, Metazoa, Chordata, Lepidosauria, Squamata, Eublepharidae. The transcript is spliced from 19 exons. The record is from RefSeq and is a predicted model, not a curated record. Gene Ontology annotation, biological process: translational initiation.